GUCUGAAUCCAGACUACAUGUGACGAGCCAACUCCCCACGCCCCGAUCGUUGUAGGCGGUGAAACCACUUCCUGCUUUUUGUGCUCUACGUUUCACUCAGAAAUUGUGCCAUCGCAAAGAUUUCCUUUCAAAAUUUCUUUAGCCAAGUAGUUGUUGAGAAGUAGCAGGAACAGUCUGAGUGUGCAAAAAUGGCCGGGAGGUUCGUAAGAUCGAGCAAAUAUCGCCAUGUUUUCGGCACUCCCAGCAAACCAGACCAGCAGUUCACCGGCAUUCGGGGUGUGAUGGACGGGGCGACCGACGGUCAUGUUUGCGCCGUUAACCCUAAAUUUGUGGCCCUUGCAACAAAGCCUUCCGGUGGUGGGGCCUUCCUGGUGCUGAAACAUGACGAGGUCGGCCGGAUUGACAACGAACAUCCCCAAGUCCGAGGACACAAGGGCAAGGUACUUGACCUGGCCUGGAAUCCCUUUGAUGACAACAUCAUUGCCAGUGGAGACGACCAUUGCAUGGUCUGUAUCUGGGAAAUCUCCGACGAAGGUCUGACCGAGAACAUGACUAUGCCGGUGGUGGAACUGGAUCACCAUCAGAAGAAGAUCGUCAAAAUUUUGUGGCAUCCUACGGCCAAAAAUAUUCUGCUCACCUCUGCCUGGGACAACAAGAUCCUCAUUUGGAACUUGGAAACAGUUCAACCGUUUGUGGAGAUCGACACGCCGGAGACCCCCUUCGGCAUUGACUGGGAUUACAACGGCAGUCGCAUCGUGGUGUCCUGCAAGGACAAGAAGAUCCGCGUGUAUGACGCACACAAAGGAGACAUGCUAAAUGAAUGGGCCGGCCAUGAUGGUACCAAACCACAAAUGGUGGCAUUUACGAAGCAAGGAGUCCUUACGACUGGUUUCAGCAGAAUGAGUAGCAGAGAGUAUGCAUUGUGGGACGAGAAAACCGGUAAGAAACUGGCCAAUGAAGAGUUGGAUUCCUCAAAUGGCGUCAACCAGAUCUUCUAUGACAGGGAUACGGGAAUGUUUUACUUUGCCGCGAAGGGGGACUCUGUGAUCCGCUACUACGAGAUGACAGAGGAGGCCCCCUUUCUGUUUUACCUAUCAACCUACCAAGGCAAGCCCCAGACAGCCGUGGGAUCCAUGCCCAAACGGGGCUGCAAUGUCAACUCAUGUGAAGUCAUGAGGUUCUAUAGAAUAGAGAAAGCCUCCACGGGAAACACCAGCAACUUUGUGAUCGUCCCAACGGCCAUGACUGUGCCUCGGAAGUCGGAAUUGUUUCAAGAUGACAUCUUCCCGGACACUGCUGGCGAUGAGCCUUCCAUGACCGCUGAGGAGUUUCAGAACGGCGCAAACAAAGAUCCCAUCUUGAUGUCGCUCAAGGCCGGUUACAAAGCUAAAGAGAAGACCGUCCGUGCUGGGGCAACCGUCAACAAGUUGGGUAGCAAGAUGCAAAGCGGCAGCAGUGCAUUGACUAAGGAGCGGAGCGGUAGUGGAGCAAGAGCAGCCAGUGGUGUAUCUAGUUCGGAAUUGAAUGCCCUGAAGGAUGAGGUCAAGUCUCUCAAGGCGACGGUGGAGAGCCACGAGGCUAGGAUCGCAUCUCUGGAAGAACAGUUGGCAGGGAAAAUGGAUCAGUAGGUUACGCAGUCACAAGGCACGUCAUGUGCUUGAUCAAGUGUCUGACUUGACUUACAGUCUUCAACAUCAGUGUAGUUUUUUUAUUCAUUUGGUAUAGACUCCAUGCACAAGUACCCCCUCAACGGUUACAAAGGGAGAGUUGGGGGGGACCUCUGGGAGGGAUAUUUGAACGCAUUACUGACAGCGACUGACACAAUUUGUAGUGCGUACUUUGCACCCGAACCAAUACGCGCACGCGGUGUGUUCAUGCGCGGAGUACUGAUAUGAUUUGUGCAUUGAUGGGAACGAUUGUUGGUCUUAGUCAGAUACCUAACCUAUACCAAGUUAACCUUUGAAUACACAGACACUAUACCAGUAAGUGCUAGACUAUGAAUGCAUGUUGCGUGUGCACUUUCAGGGCACUAAGCAUGCUAUAAAUACGUACGUGUAUCACUCAACACACAAGGGCCCAAUUUCAUGGCUCUGCUUACCGUUAGCGGAAAAUCCCCGCUUACUGUAGCAGAAAAUUCCCUGCUUACAGUUGGCAUACUUCAUGGGUUAGCAGGGAAUUUUGGCUUAUUCGCAUGCAUACAUCCCGUAACUCAGGAUUUUGUGAAUACAAGGUUAGCACAAAACUUUUUGGCUAACACUUUUAGCACAGAAUGGUGAUUAUAAGCGCGGCAUGCUGUGGUUAGCAGGGCCAUGAAAUUUGGCGUGUAAGUUACUAUCCUAGUAUUGCACGAGUGUACAAACACAAAAGCGUAUACUCUCAUCAUGUGUAUAUUAUAUCUUGAGCACACAUUGUACUCAAACGUUUAAAACAUCCAAUCUAAGAAUUUAAUGAAUUUGUAAACUUUUUUUGAAAAAAAAUGAACAAUUGUAGACUAGAACCUUUUCAAAUUUCUAACGAAAAAAACCCCGCUGGGAUGAAUACUUGUCCUCAAAUCCAAAGUGUCGUUAUCUUCCAUCAUUAUGUGUGUGUUUGAUUUGCAAUGUUUGUCUUCUGCCUGACAUUCAGUGUAAUAUUUAAUGAGUUCCGUUUAUCAACCCAUAAGGCCUCGGCCACUUGCCCACGUUGAGGAACAACACAUGCGCCUCACUCAAGCCACUUGGCAUGUUUUAGCGGCGCGCAUCAUAGCGCACGUACGCAAUUGCAUGCUUUUCAGACACUUUCCUGCAUGCAUUUCAGACAUUUAUCGCAGCAUGAUGGGUCAAAAUACAUGGAGCAGGGUAUAACGUAACGGUCUAUUGUUUAGUGCGUCACAAUACCAAAGCAUCGGGCCGUGCAUCGGAACCGGUUUCCCGAGUACCCGACCGCUGAUGUCAGAAACCGGUUCCAGAUUAUGGGAUCGGGUACCCUCAAACCAACAUUGCAAAUUACUUGGUAACCUCUCAGACAACGAAGAAGAAAGGUUUUGAAUGCCAUUUGCGGGUAAUUUUUCAAAUGAAAACCAGGCUACAUGGGAAAACAAAACCAUUUCACUUUUAGAAUGCUCGCGAAAGUUGCAGUGGCUCUGUCAUGGGACUUACAUGUACAUUUUCUUUUUGUUAACGCUUGAAUUGCCUGUUACAGAUUUAUACUUAAAUAUGUGAAUGGGUCUUGAAAAAGUGGCAUAAUUUGGAAAACAAAGACUAUCCAUCCUCUUCGAUUGGAGUAGAUGUGUAAAGUUUGAUAAGGUGCCAUAAUUGAAACGAUUUGGGAAUAUGUGUAGACACAAGUGAAGGUUACAAGAUUUGAAGCAAUCUUGUUGAAAAAGCGAUCUUGUUGUGUCAGACCCAGACAUAAACAGAGCCUCUUCAAUCUGUAAUGGUGAGUUUGCAUAACAGUUUUAACCACACCACCCUUUUCUCAGUGAGCAUGUGCAUGUGCUUAAACUCACUUGUAGUUAAUCUACUUAAUCAGUAUUUUUGUUGUAGCAUACAUGUAUACCCGCAUAGUUUAUGUGUAAUAUAGAGUGGGACAUAUACAGAAUGUUAUUUUGAACAUUUUGGUUGAGGUGAGAUUUACUGUUGCUAUAGCAACUGUAAUCGCAGUCGGGUAAAUUUUCAGUGAUUUUCUUUUUAUUUUGUGUGUCUUGAAAACAGAAAAGUGCAUGUAGUUAAUAGUUUGAUUUUAACUCGACCCAAUCUUGCGAAUGGCUUGUAUUAUAUUGCUGCUUUCGUAAAAGCACAUCACAUAUGUUCAAAAAAUAGUUUCCAUAGUUGCUUUCGCCUGUAAACUGCACUUUUAAGUCAGGUGUCCGUCUUUAUGAGUAUUAUGAUAAGGUUGUAUUUAUUUUCAUUUCUCUGAGUUUUUACGAUGUGAAGUGGUUUGUUUCUCAUUUGGGCUAGUGUUUCAAACGAUGUGUAUUGUAUAACUUUUUUUGAUUCUUUUUAUAUGAAGUUCCCAGAAGCAAUACUGUUUAUUAUUAAAGAAAAAUGUCAGUAAGAAAUUAAAAGCUUGGCGUAGAAACGUAAAUGACAAGGAAAAAAAAGGUUGUAGUGUCUUCUAGUAUAAAAAAAAAAAUUCCCCAGUGUUUGCUUUGAUCUUCUGUAGAAGUUGACAAACUUCAAUUUUGUUUACAAUUUACCGUAGUGUUAAGCAUGUGCCUUGGUUAUCACUUUCUGAUGAGUAGAGUAAAACUGUCAGCUUCUCUCUAAUAUAUUGCAGCUUUUAAUGUAGAAUCUAUAGUACGAAUCUUAAAUUUUAUAAGCAUUUCUAGUUGAAACUUUAAUAAGGUAUAAUUUCUUUUCAAUAUGUACAUUAAGAUAACAUGUGACGGUGUAAUUGUGCGUUACACCGGGACAGAGUUACAGCUUAGCGCAAACAUUUUGCGGAUGAAGAUGUAAACUUUUGAAAGCUGUUGCCAUGGAAUUUUGUUAUAAUCACCACGGCAACAUUUUUCCCAAACUCAGCCUCCAAACAAAAAAAAAGCAUGACAUUGUUCCCGAUGUCAGAUGUGUUUUUACACGAGGGCUUCUCCUAAUAUAACAGCAGUAGUGUAUGGAAC
Patiria miniata (bat star) is the source of this 4597-nucleotide messenger RNA. Its product is annotated as coronin-1A-like. The transcript is spliced from 8 exons. Gene Ontology annotation, biological process: actin filament organization. Gene Ontology annotation, molecular function: actin filament binding. Lineage: Eukaryota; Metazoa; Echinodermata; Asteroidea; Valvatida; Asterinidae. The record is from RefSeq and is a predicted model, not a curated record. Bases 189 to 1628 code for a protein of 479 amino acids.